This is a messenger RNA of Gracilinanus agilis (Agile Gracile Mouse Opossum), 993 nucleotides long. RefSeq names its product procathepsin L-like. The record is from RefSeq and is a predicted model, not a curated record. The transcript has 7 exons. Gene Ontology annotation, biological process: immune response. Gene Ontology annotation, molecular function: cysteine-type endopeptidase activity. The coding region runs from base 1 to 993 and encodes 330 amino acids. Lineage: Eukaryota; Metazoa; Chordata; Mammalia; Didelphimorphia; Didelphidae. Gene Ontology annotation, cellular component: lysosome.
AUGAAGUUCUUUCUUUGUCUACUUUUCCUUUGCUGGGGACUUUCAUAUUGUUUUUCCACAAAAAACCUGAAACUGGACACUAAAUGGGAAUCAUGGAAGACCACAUACAGCAAGAACUAUUCUGAGAAGGAGGAGUCUUUCAGGAGACUGGUAUGGGAGAAGAACCUGAAAUUCAUUAAUGAUCACAAUCGCCUGUAUAAGGAGGGAAAGAAAACCUACUUUCUGGGAAUGAAUGCUUUUGGGGACAUGACUAUUAAAGAAACUGGGAGCAUGCUGAAUAUUCCUUUGCCACCAGUGAGGAUAAGAAGAAAUACAAAGCUCAAAAAAGCAACUUAUUCUGGCCUUCCUAAAAGAGUGGACUGGAGGAAGCAUGGCUUCAGGAACCCUGUUAGAAAUCAGUGGGGAUGCGCUUCCUGCUGGGCAUUCAGUGCUGUAGGAGCUGUGGAAGGCCAGCUCUUCCGGAAAACUGGAAAACUUGUGGAACUGAGUAAACAAAUGCUGAUUGACUGUGAUAGACAACAAAGCUGUCGUGGGGGAUUUGUCACUGGUGCAUUCAAGUAUAUGAAAAAUAAAGGCAUUGUCUCUGAGGAAUGUUACCCUUAUAAGGCCAAGAAAAAUAAGUCGUGCUUAAACGAAACUAAUUGUCCAGUUACUAAAAUCAAGAAACAUGUGUUCCUCCCCUCCGGAAAAGAACAAGCUCUGAUGCAUGCUGUGGCAACUGUUGGACCAGUGUCUGUGACAGUUCAUGCCAUAAAAUCUUUCUUCUACUAUCGAGGAGGACUUUACAGUGAAACAAAAUGUAAAAAGCGUCAAAUAAACCAUUCUCUACUGGUGGUUGGAUAUGGAUAUGAAAAAAAAGAUGAAAAUAAAAAAUACUGGAUUCUUAAAAAUAGCUGGGGUGCAAAUUGGGGUAAAAAAGGCUACAUGCAUUUUCAAAAGGACUACAACAACCAAUGUGGUAUUGCUAACUACGCCUUCUAUCCUGUUCUGUAA